CCCAGCGAGACCGAUAUGCCACACGCACUGCCCAACCCUCAUAUCUACCGCGCAACAACCGCGACUGGAGACACAGUACGGAAAGAAACGCGCUCUCUUCUUUGGCUCUUCUUUAUUAUAAGCGGAACCCAGAAUCGAAACGUUCGACUAGCGUUGCACGAGCGAGACCGACGGAGCGCUAUCUAAAGACCGAAAGCCAUGCACCAUUCUUUGCAUGUCCAGCUGAGGCAUGGCAUCGACUUCGGUAGCAUCGUUCCGACGCCCGAAGACCGCAUCGACGAUAUCUCCGACGAGCAAUAUGGUCCCGAACAGCGAGCCGCGAAACGGCGAAGAAUUGAGACAAUCGCGACCCAGUACUUGCGGGGAAGGACACCGUUCAUACUGUCUGCGAGCUUGCGGGGGCCAUUCAACAAGGGCUGGAAGAAUCCCUGGGCGAAAGCGAAGCAGGAGGAGAAGAAAGUAGCAUCACGAAAGAGAACUCUAGCGGACUCUAAUCAUAAUCAGGGCACAAAUCCGAAAAAUGUGCGUUCGAAAAACGUGUCCCAGAAAAGAGUCGCGCGCACCCGCAAGCUGUCCCCGCUCCCAUCUCCGGAGACGUCACGGGCCGUCGGUGAUGCUUUAGAAGAUGUUGGGCACGCAGUCGAGCUUCGAGAUCAGGCGGAGGCGCCGCCCCCAGGCCUCCCACCACCACAGCGAGAUGAUUCAGGGGCUACAGAGUUCUUCAGCGCAGAAGCCAAUACAACAACACUCAAUGAUACUUCGGAGAGCAACCUACAUUGGCUACGACGCCCUGUAUUGGAAGGAAGAGUAACUUUUGGGCGACCUAAGGAUAACCACAAUGAUCCCUCACCAACGCGCGCGCAAAGUGGACACCGCCAGCUAGAUGCACAAGGAGGGCUUCAGCUUGCACCGCCGAAGCUUCCUCUAAGCGCGGCUCACUCCCCUCCAUCCCGAAUCCAGGCGCAGGACGCUGAGCGGGGUUCAAGCGCUUCUGCAUCCAUGGUCAUAUCCUCUCCUGCGAAACCCGUCACCGCCAUGUCUACCACACGAGGCGAUAUACCACUCCUAAGAAGAAAUGGCUCUUCUGUUAAGGGCACGACUAAACAUACUACCAGCAACGAUACGACUAUCACCGCUCCGCACGACCCAGCCAACAUCCCCAACCCUUCGCGUACCCAGGUUAACUCCAGUGGUGAAAGAAUCAAUGGAGCGAACGAUGCAAGCGAAAUCCUUCAGUAUGCGCAAGUGGAUAAUAUUGCCACAGAGCCUACAACGCAUAAUGAAGGACUGAUGCCGAGUGAUUGGAUGACGAACGAGGUCGGCUCCACAGAGGGUCGGCUUGUUCUCCAGACACCUCCUAUCGGGCCAGCGAAUCCAAUAGGGCACAUCGCUAAUUCAGCCGUUGUAUGUCUCAAUGAGGCAGAUCCUACGAUCUUGGAAGGGCUUCGCUCCGCUACGAAGCUUGCGCUGCGCGCCGUCGAAGAAGCACGCGCCCAAAGGAGAAUCAUUCGCCGUCCUUCGAGAGAAGAUGUUCAGAAUUCCGCAGAACGAUGCCUACAAAGGGAUCUCCCGUCAAAUGCUACGCUUGGGCACAGCCAAAAGGCGAUUUGCACAGCUUCAAAGGAGCCCGCAUCACGAAAGCGGCCGCACCACGACCUCGUUGCGUCACCCACUCCCGCCUCAUCUAAGGGGUUCACGUACAGGAAACCUGGAGUUCCUAAGCCGAAAGGCACGGGCGCUAGAAAAUCGAAGCCGCGGCCCAUGAAAUUCAGCUCUUCACCGGCGCUUGGGAAGGACACAGGCAAGACUAUUAAAAAGGUUCAACAGAAUUUGACUCCCCCGGACGAAGGUAGAACGCCGCGUCCUGAUGUGUACGAAGUGCCCACAGAGACAACAAACGAACAGGAGCGACAGCAAAGCUUCCGAUCCAGCCGAAAUUCGGAAUACUCAACGCAGGCAGCCAUAAUGCUUGCGCAAUUGGAAUUCCAGGAAGGGACUUUUCCAUCUCCAGCAUCAGCAACUCCGGGUGGUUGGCAACAUGGUUCGAAUGAAAGGCCACAACAGGGCGCGAUGGAGCUCAGCCCUGCGAUUACUCCUUUCCAUGCGUUCAACGCGGAGCUGGAGAAAUUACAUUCGCCAGACAGCGUCCUUCGAGAACCACCGAUAAGCACGCAAGACCUAUUCACAGCCGCAUCGCCUUUCGCUUUCAGUACAGUAAAGAAGAAACCCCCCCGGGUGCAAGGCGGCAGCGGUCUGAGAUUUGCCGUGUUCCCCACUGGCGAACAAAAUGGUCAUGUUGGCCAUGAGAACGGUGCGAAGAGUCCGACGCCUUCCGCUGAGCGGAUCCCGCUCAAAGAGAGGAACUCAAAAGUGCAUUUCCGAGGUACCGCAUCGGAAAAGGCAUCCCAGGAGACCCCGUCGACGUUCCAGGGACCGAAGCUUUUGAGACAAGACGUUGAAUUUCCUCAGCAGGACUUUCCCACGUCACUGGAUGGCCCAGGUCCGAACGGCGACCUUGAUUUUACGGAUCAAUUCUUGCGCAAUCUGAAUAAUGACAUGACUUGACUACCCCGCGAACUGCGAUGGAGCUCUUGAGACGCAGUUCUUCUGCUGAAGUGCAUGCCGUGCCUAUCUAGACCCGCACUCCUUUACUGGUUCGACUUUGGCCUUCUUGGAGCGGCUUGGCGGAGACUCCACAGGUGGACGGAAUUCUGAGGUCAACUCGAGCAAUAGUAUGAUGGUCGAGGCUCCUUGCGUUGUGGACGCAGAGGCCCUGGUCGUCGUCCUGCGGUGAGGAGGCCACGUUCCGGAGUGAUUGGACGAUAACCACCAAGAGCUUGGGUAUUCUGCAUAUUGCUGCAGAGGCCGGAGGCGGACGAUGCGACUCCUCAUCAGAUAUGGCACGAUCAUGGAUAGCUGAGGCCAUGGAGAGAGCGGCCGGUUUAUGAGGGAAUUCUGGGGAAGGGGCUCUGGUGGCCAUGAGUCGCACGAGGGUCAAGGUUUAGCAUGAAUCAUAGCCUGUAUACGACCGCGCUGCUACAGGCGCUUGGUAACUGGAC
Trematosphaeria pertusa is the source of this 3059-nucleotide messenger RNA. RefSeq lists its product as uncharacterized. The record is from RefSeq and is a predicted model, not a curated record. The transcript is spliced from 2 exons. NCBI's taxonomy places the organism in Eukaryota, Fungi, Ascomycota, Dothideomycetes, Pleosporales, Trematosphaeriaceae. The coding region runs from base 199 to 2565 and encodes 788 amino acids.